Messenger RNA from Pelagomonas calceolata, 1889 nucleotides. Lineage: Eukaryota; Pelagophyceae; Pelagomonadales; Pelagomonadaceae. The record is from the annotation of a GenBank genome assembly.
CGCUAGCUUCUUGCACCGGCACUUUUGCUCGGUAGUUUCACCCCUUGAGGGGGCAUUGGGGUCUGCAAAAGUGGUGCGUUGUGCAGCGGACAACCAUCACUAUAAACGCCGCAGCCCUACGCCAUCGACGCUCGCAGCCUAGGCCAAACACAAGAGGAGGUGCAUUAGCCCAUUUAUCGGAUAGAGACGCGGCAAGCCGUCGCCGUGGCAGGAAUGGCCACAACGAAGGGGCGGCCCCGCGCCUCGCGCAGCCCGCCGGCCCAGCCGCUGCCGCCGAACGCCAUCGAGAAGAUUAGGUGUGUACCGGGCAACGACUUGUGUUUGGACUGUAGAGCUGCCGAGCCGGACUGGGCCGACGUCCAGCAUGGAAGCUUGCACUGCAUCCAGUGCGCGGGCCGCCACCGGGGCCUGGGCGUGAAAGUGAGCGUGACACGAAGUUUAACCAUGGACAACUGGACCGAGGCCAAUUUGUUAGCCAUGUUGUUAGGAGGGAACAAGCAACUCAGAACCUUCUUCGAGACGCACACGAUUGAGAAUAGCGAUAUUGAGGUCCUGUAUCGGACGAAGCAGGCGUCGUACUACCGAGAGCAGCUCCAGGCGCAAGUUGCGAAGAUGGCGCUACAGCGACGCAAGUCCAAGAGCCCGCCUCCUAUUAGUAUGCCGGCCACACCAGAACCUCCACCGAAGCCCGACGACGGCUUCGCGCGCGAUUUUGAUGUGGCUCUACGCACGCCCUCGCUAGGGGCAUCGUUAACUAGAGCAUUGCCGCCGCCCGGCGUCACGUCGCCCAUCCAGGGCAACGGUUCCAUGGCGCUCGUGACCAAAGUCGUCACGAACGGGCCGGCCCACUCGGCCGGCGUCCGCGUGGGCGAUUAUGUGGUUGCGCUGAACGGGCGGCCAGCCACCGACUACGACGAGGUCGUGGCCCUGUUCGCGCGCGCGCCGCGGCCGCUGCGGCUGACGGUGCGGCGCUUCGGCGGCGACGCGUCCGCGGCCGGCGCCGAUGAAGCCGCGCGCGACGCGAUGCGCGGUGCCUCGCCGCCGCCGCCGCCGCUCCCUGAGAAGUCCGCGGCCUUUGGAGGCGCGCCGCCGCCGGCCACCGAGCCAGAGGCCGCCCAGGACGCGCCGGAGACGGCACCGCCGCCGCCCGCGCCGCCGCCGCCGCCGGACUCGCCGCCGACGCCGAAACGGAAGCCGCCGGAGCCCGAGGUCCUCGAGGCGUCGUUCGGGCCCGGCCCGCUGGGCCUCACCGUCGACCGCGACGCCGCCGGCGCGCCCUGCGUCACGCGCGUGGCCGAGGACGGCCAGGCGUCCAAAGCUGGUGUCAGAGUGGGCGACGUGGUUAUAGCGCUGAACGGGACUAGCGCGCCGGCCUACGAAUCUGUGGUCCGGGACCUGCCCGCGCUGCCGCGGCCGACUUUGUUAAAAUUUCGACGGCCCCAGCAGAUCGUCAUCGACGACGCGCUGAAGCCGUCGCCGACGAAGCCGCCCCAGGUGACGCGCGCGCGCGGCCCUGCGUUCAAUGGUAAAGGGUCCAAGGUCUUCGCCGAGGAGCUCGACGACGGAUCCACCACCAAGGUCGGGCUCCCGUCGCCCGACGACGCGAACGAGUACGACGUGACCUUCGAGAGCGGGCCGCUCGGCUUUCGCCUCGAGGAGCGGGGCGGCCUCGUGGCCGUGUCGCUCGUGACCUCGGUGGAUGCCGCGGGUCAAGCGGCGGCGGCGGGCGUGCGGGCCGGCGACGUCGUAUUGGGCGUCAACGGCGAGCGGUACCUGUCCCACGCGCACACGGCGGCGACGCUCAAGCACGGGCGGCGGCCGGUCGAGCUGCGGCUGCGGCACAGCGACUGAGUUGUCGAUCGUCUAUUUUAAUAAUUAUAUGUAUCCAA